CAGGAUAUUCUCAAGUCAGGUGAGCUCCCGUCCGUCAGCUCUAGCUCCUCAUGCAGGGACAUGGGAGAAGCCUCUCGGCAAGAUGGUAACACCACUUGCAGGAUAUUCUCAAGUCAGGUGAGCUCCCGUCCGUCAGCUCUAGCUCCUCAUGCAGGGACAUGGGAGAAGCCUCUCGGCAAGAUGGUAAGACCACUUGCAGGAUAUUCUCAAGUCAGGUGAGCUCCCGUCCGUCAGCUCUAGCUCCUCAUGCAGGGACAUGGGAGAAGCCUCUCGGCAAGAUGGUAACACCACUUGCAGGAUAUUCUCAAGUCAGGUGAGCUCCCGUCCGUCAGCUCUAGCUCCUCAUUCAGGGACAUGAGAAGCCUCCCAGCAGGAUGGUAACACAUCCGGGAAAUGUCUUUGUAGACGGCCAACUCUCUCACACCAGAAGCGACUUGCAGGAAGUUCUACAUUCACUUCUGAUACAGCCAGGGCUGGAUGAUGUUCCGUCCCAGAGUCUGGAGAAGUUACUUUUCCAAAGGGUUUUGGGCUCCCAGGAGUUGCAGACGGGGCUGGCAAGGAGUUGCCGGGGCUCCUGCUGGGAAAAGCCACGGCUCUUUCUUAUUAUUACGCGAGUUUUAUGCAACCGUUCUUGGCCUGUUUCCAGGACGGGUUCAGAGGCUUCAAGGCCUCCCAUCACACGACGCAACAGGAUUUUUUUGUCCCUGGGUUAUAAAUGCCGUUUCCUAAUCAGUUCUGUCAUAAAAACAUGGAGGGAAAGUUUAUUAAAGUGCCAAAAAUUUGUCUUUUGCGGGAGGGACAUCAUCCCGCAGCAGAUUUCAAUGAAUGCCUCCUCAUCAAGACGCAACCAAUUGCAUCAUACUUUGUAGCAGCCACAAAAACAAAGUUUCUGGAGUAGAAUAACUACAGUAGAGUUCCAGUUAUCCGACUUCCAGUUAUCCGAUGUACCGUAUUAUCCGAUGUUCCAGGCCGCGUGGCCCAGGGAUGAGACUCUUCCCUCCAGCAAGGACCCGGCACUUUGGAGAAGCCCGGUGUGUGUUGAUGCCUAGCAACAUGCUCCGGGCUUCUCCAAACUGGGUGCUUGCCGGAGGGACGAGACUUUUUUCUUCGGAAAGCAAAUGAUCGGGCCUCCCUAUUAUCCGACAGUUUCGGUUAUCCGUAUUAUCCGAUGUUCCAGGCCGCAUGGCCCAGGGUGCUUGCUGGAGGGACGAGACUCUUCCCUCCAGCAAGGACCCGGCACUUUGGAGAAGCCUGGUGCAUGUUGCUGCCUAGUAACCAGGUGCUUGCCGGAGAGACAAGACUCCUCCCUCCAGCAAGACUUUUCCCUUCAGCAAGCACCUGGCUUGCCGGGAGAGAUGAUAGGGCCUCCCUAUUAUCCGACAGUUUCGGUUAUCCAUAUUAUCUGAUGUUCCAGGCCGCAUGGCCCAGGGUGCUUGCUGGAGGGACGAGACUCUUCCCUCCAGCAAGGACCCGGCACUUUGGAGAAGCCUGGUGCAUGUUGCUGCCUAGUAACCAGGUGCUUGCCGGAGAGACAAGACUCCUCCCUCCAGCAAGACUUUUCCCUUCGGCAAGCACCCGGCUUGCCGGGAGAGAUGAUAGGGCCUCCCUAUUAUCCGACAGUUUCGGUUAUCCGUAUUAUCCGAUGUUCCAGGCCGCAUGGCCCAGGGUGCUUGCUGGAGGGACGAGACUUUUCCCUCCAGCAAGGACCCGGCACUUUGGAGAAGCCUGGUGCAUGUUGCUGCCUAGUAACCAGGUGCUUGCCGGAGAGACAAGACUCCUCCCUCCAGCAAGACUUUUCCCUUCGGCAAGCACCCGGCUUGCCGGGAGAGAUGAUAGGGCCUCCCUAUUAUCCGACAGUUUCGGUUAUCCAUAUUAUCUGAUGUUCCAGGCCGCAUGGCCCAGGGUGCUUGCUGGAGGGACGAGACUCUUCCCUCCAGCAAGGACCCGGCACUUUGGAGAAGCCUGGUGCAUGUUGCUGCCUAGUAACCAGGUGCUUGCCGGAGAGACAAGACUCCUCCCUCCAGCAAGACUUUUCCCUUCGGCAAGCACCCGGCUUGCCGGGAGAGAUGAUAGGGCCUCCCUAUUAUCCGACAGUUUCGGUUAUCCGUAUUAUCCGAUGUUCCAGGCCGCAUGGCCCAGGGUGCUUGCUGGAGGGACGAGACUUUUCCCUCCAGCAAGGACCCGGCACUUUGGAGAAGCCUGGUGCAUGUUGCUGCCUAGUAACCAGGUGCUUGCCGGAGAGACAAGACUCCUCCCUCCAGCAAGACUUUUCCCUUCGGCAAGCACCCGGCUUGCCGGGAGAGAUGAUAGGGCCUCCCUAUUAUCCGACAGUUUUGGUUAUCCGUAUUAUCCGAUGUUCCAGGCCGCAUGGCCCAGGGUGCUUGCUGGAGGGACGAGACUCUUCCCUCCAGCAAGGACCCGGCACUUUGGAGAAGCCUGGUGCAUGUUGCUGCCUAGUAACCAGGUGCUUGCCGGAGAGACAAGACUCCUCCCUCCAGCAAGACUUUUCCCUUCGGCAAGCACCCGGCUUGCCGGGAGAGAUGAUAGGGCCUCCCUAUUAUCCGACAGUUUCGGUUAUCCGUAUUAUCCGAUGUUCCAGGCCGCAUGGCCCAGGGUGCUUGCUGGAGGGACGAGACUUUUCCCUCCAGCAAGGACCCGGCACUUUGGAGAAGCCUGGUGCAUGUUGCUGCCUAGUAACCAGGUGCUUGCCGGAGAGACAAGACUCCUCCCUCCAGCAAGACUUUUCCCUUCAGCAAGCACCUGGCUUGCCGGGAGAGAUGAUAGGGCCUCCCUAUUAUCCGACAGUUUUGGUUAUCCGUAUUAUCCGAUGUUCCAGGCCGCAUGGCCCAGGGUGCUUGCUGGAGGGACGAGACUCUUCCCUCCAGCAAGGACCCGGCACUUUGGAGAAGCCUGGUGCAUGUUGCUGCCUAGUAACCAGGUGCUUGCCGGAGAGACAAGACUCCUCCCUCCAGCAAGACUUUUCCCUUCGGCAAGCACCCGGCUUGCCGGGAGAGAUGAUAGGGCCUCCCUAUUAUCCGACAGUUUCGGUUAUCCGACGUUUGGCCCGCCCGUUUAUGUCGGAUAAUCGGAACUCUACUGCACUUUCAAAGUAAGGACUGCAUCAUUAAACAGGAAAUAAUACUUCCAAACCAGGACCCAGACACCCGGGACAGGCCUCUGGGGUGAAGGCUAGUGGUUGUCCUCGUUGUACAUCGUGAGGUGUAACCCAAGGAAGCCUCACUAGGGCAGUGGGGUCGCCUUUUCGGAGUGUGUUUGUGUUAUAUUUGGGGGGUGGGCUAUUCCGUGCUUUGUGACCUUUGACCCUCCUCUUUCCUUCUCCCCCAAA
Molecule: messenger RNA, 3346 nt
Organism: Anolis carolinensis (green anole)
Lineage: Eukaryota; Metazoa; Chordata; Lepidosauria; Squamata; Anolidae
Exons: 2
Coding region: 2067-3113 (348 amino acids)
Source: RefSeq, a predicted model, not a curated record